UCCCAUUCAUUCCCACUCACUCAAUCAAGUACAAACACCCUAACACCACACUACACACCACGCAUGCUCAUACCAAAAACGAGAGGACCAAACUUAAAAAACAAUCACAGCGCUAUAUCCCUCACUCACUCAUUUCACUCUCUUUCCACAAUCACAAAAUGGCCGUUGUUGGUGUUCUCGCUUUACAGGGUUCUUUCAACGAACACAUAGCAGCUCUGAGAAGAUUAGGUGUGAAAGGUGUUGAAAUUCGUAAACCUGAACAACUUCUCACCAUUAAUUCUCUCAUCAUCCCUGGUGGUGAAAGUACUACUAUGGCUAAACUCGCCGAGUAUUUCAACCUGUUUCCAGCUUUGCGAGAGUUUGUGCAAAUGGGAAAGCCAGUUUGGGGAACCUGUGCAGGACUAAUUUUCCUGGCAAAUAAAGCUACAGGACAGAAGACUGGUGGACAAGAACUAGUUGGUGGACUUGAUUGUACUGUGCACAGAAAUUUCUUUGGCAGCCAGAUUCAAAGCUUUGAGACAGAGCUUGCAGUACCAGACCUCGUAUCCAAGGAAGGCGGUCCUGAAACCUUCCGUGGAGUUUUUAUUCGUGCCCCUGCAAUUCUUGAUGUGGGGCCAGAAGUUCAAGUCCUAGCUGAUUAUCCUGUACCUUCUGACAAAGUGCUGAGUUCUGAUUCCUCUGUUGAAGGACAAAAGGAGAAUGCUGAAGAACAAAGCAAAGUUAUAGUUGCUGUGAGACAAGGGAACAUACUAGCGACUGCUUUUCAUCCUGAAUUGACGGCUGAUACUCGAUGGCAUAGUUAUUUCUUAAAGAUGGGAAAUGUCAUUGGAGAAGAGGCCUCAAGUAGCAUUGUUCCAGUAGAAGUGACUACAAGUUCUAAGCUACAAUCACAGAAUGACCUUCCUAUCUUUCAAUAGGACCAGAAACUCACUGACUUUCUUAAGCAGUUGUGGGUGCUUAUUUAAUUUAUAAUUUUCUUUUGGAAAGGAAACAAUACCUGAUAAUCGAUAGAUCUUAGAAGGUGUUUUCGGUAGUUAUCUAUUUUGGAUAAAUUAUGUUUAUGGUCUCUCAAUUUUGAGUUAUACAGUAUGUGGUUUUGAUCCGAAAGAUCACGAAGAUAAAUGAAAAAUCAAGUUUAUAUUUUGAGAAAUGAGAGAA
Messenger RNA from Trifolium pratense (red clover), 1158 nucleotides. RefSeq names its product probable pyridoxal 5'-phosphate synthase subunit PDX2. Gene Ontology annotation, biological process: pyridoxal 5'-phosphate biosynthetic process; pyridoxine metabolic process. Bases 159 to 917 code for a protein of 252 amino acids. NCBI's taxonomy places the organism in Eukaryota, Viridiplantae, Streptophyta, Magnoliopsida, Fabales, Fabaceae. Gene Ontology annotation, cellular component: glutaminase complex; cytosol. Gene Ontology annotation, molecular function: glutaminase activity. The transcript is spliced from 7 exons. The record is from RefSeq and is a predicted model, not a curated record.